UAAAAGCACAUUAGAACGUCCACAAAAGAACCAUCCCGACAUUCCUUUUCCUGCUUUUCAACCCACUAGUGAGCAGAAAGCUCCUGUUUUUCUUUUCAAGAUAGAAAAUCAAUUUUUUUAAUAUUAUUCUUCUAUGCAAUUCUUCUAGCUAGAUAGUACUCCAUCAUCUGAUCUCUCCAGCUUCUUCUUCAAUUCAUUCAUGGAUCUUGCUCAAUGGCCAAAGGAGAUAGUGGUGAAACAAAUGGAAGAAAUAGUACCACCACCAAAUAAUCCAAUCAAUAAAACUGGAGGUACUACUGGUACUAAUACUACUACAAGUGUGGAGAGAAAGCUGCAGGUAAGGCCACAGAAAGAUCAGGCUGUGAACUGCCCAAGAUGCAACUCUACCAACACAAAGUUUUGCUACUACAACAAUUACAGCCUCUCCCAGCCAAGGUAUUUCUGCAAGACAUGCAGGAGGUAUUGGACUGCUGGUGGAUCACUGAGGAAUAUUCCAGUGGGGGGAGGUUCAAGGAAGAACAAGCUCAGAUCUCCUUCCUCCACUGCUGCUUCUGAAGUCAAGAAGCUGCUUCCUUCAGAUCUGAUGGUGCCACCUAUCUCAUUCCCACUUCACCAUCAAAACCCUAACAAGAUCCAGCAAGAUCUCAGCUUGGGCAGCUUCUCCCAUCAUCAAGACUUGAAGACUAUAGCUGAGCUGAUCCAAGUCCCCAACUAUGAGAGGAACAACAAGGAGGGUAUCCAUCAUCCUCAUCCUCAAAACCAUCAUCAUCCUCAAAACCACCAUCAUCCUCAAAACCACCAUCAUCCAUCAUCAACUUCUGCAAGUCAACGCCUUUCAGCUUUGGAGCUGUUGACUGGGAUGACCUCAGCUCAAUCAUCAGCAACAACAAGAGGAGGGCUGAUUAGUUCAUUCCUGCCCAUGCCCAUUCCUGAUCCAAACAACAACUCAGUCUACUCAUCAUUUUCUCAUCAGCUGCAUGAUGAGUUCAAGCCAACCCUAAGCUUCUCCUUGGAUGGGAUGGGGAAUGGGGAUGGAGGGUAUAAUGGUCAUCAUCAUCAUCUUCAAGGCAUGCAAGAGACAAGUGGUAGUGGGGGUGGAAGUGGAAGGCUUUUCUUCCCUUUUGAGGAUUUGAAAAGUGGAAGUGCAGGUGGUGAUGAUGGGGCUGGGGAAGACAGAGACCAGCCAUCUGGAUACUGGAAUAAUGGAGUCUUGGGUGCUGGAGGAGGUUCUUGGUAAAUAUAUUUAUUAUAUGCAAAAGUUUUAUUUAAUUUCAUCUAUCUCAGGCCAGGUUUUCUUUCUUUUUCUUGGGAGGGGAAUUUUUAAAUUUUCACUGUUUCCUUUUCUUUUUAGUGGUCAUUAUUCUUGUUUAGUGUUCAAAUAUCUUGGAUGAAAAACUAACAUAUAAUGAACGAUUGAUAUAUAUUAUAUACGAGUGGAAAAUUAAACAAGAGUAGG
Messenger RNA from Cuscuta epithymum, 1456 nucleotides. The record is from the annotation of a GenBank genome assembly. NCBI's taxonomy places the organism in Eukaryota, Viridiplantae, Streptophyta, Magnoliopsida, Solanales, Convolvulaceae.